Molecule: messenger RNA, 1332 nt
Organism: Fragaria vesca subsp. vesca
Lineage: Eukaryota; Viridiplantae; Streptophyta; Magnoliopsida; Rosales; Rosaceae
Product: histone-lysine N-methyltransferase ASHR2-like
Exons: 1
Coding region: 5-1189 (394 amino acids)
Molecular function (GO): protein binding
Source: RefSeq, a predicted model, not a curated record
GGCAAUGACAAAGGAGCUGAGGCUAACGGAGUUACAAGGCAGAGGAAGGUCAUUAGUGGCGGCGCAGCCACUCAAGAGCGGCCAAAUCGUUCUCCGCGAUUCUCCCAUACUCCUCUACUCCGCUCUUCCUCUCCUCACUCCCUCCCCUCCCCCUUACUGCGACCACUGCUUCAAAACCCUAAACCCCCAAACCCCAAUCUCCCUCUGCCCCUCCUGCUCCCACCACCGCUUCUGCAGCCCCAACUGCCUCUCCGCCGCCCUCUCCUCCUCCCACACUCCAUGGGUCUGCCAAUCCCUCGCCAAAUUACGAAACUGCCCCUCCCCUCUCUCCGCCCACCCCGCCGAUCGCCAAGUCCAAGCUCGCUUCUUGAUCGCUGCUUACAACCUCGCCGCCGUCUCGCCGUCGAGUUUCCAGCUGCUGCUAACUCUCCAGGGCGAACCGCAGGACUCCGCCGAAGCUCAGUUCCUGCAUUCGCUGAUUUCGACUCUCUGCCCUCCUCCGCAGCUGUUCUCGGUGGAGCUCACGGCGGCGCUGCUGGCUAAGGAUAAGCUCAAUGCGUUUGGAUUGAUGGAGCCUCCUUCGGAAACUGGGCUGAGGUCGAGCAGAGCUUAUGGGAUUUAUCCCAAGGCCUCGUUCUUCAACCAUGAUUGUCUCCCCAAUGCGUGCCGAUUUGAUUACGUCGAUGAAGGGAGCACGGAGAUUACUGUGAGGAUGAUUCAUGAUGUUCCGGAGGGGAGGGAGAUUUGCUUGAGCUAUUUCCCUGUUAAUGAGCCUUAUUCGAGCCGGCAGAGGACUUUGGCUGAGGACUAUGGAUUUGUGUGCCAAUGUGAUCGGUGCAAGGUUGAAGCGAAUUGGUCUGACAAUGAGGAGGUGGCUGAGGAGAAAGGUGGUUCGGCUGAGGGGAUGGAUGAGGACCAAGACCAGGAAAUGGGAGGAGAUUUGGAAGCAGAAGGUGGGAGUGGGAGUGACAUUGAAGCUGAAGCGCAAGGAGAGGCUGAUUUUCCACAUGCCUAUUUCUUUGUGAGAUUUAUGUGUAGUAGAACCAAUUGCUGGGGCACGCUAGCCCCUUUGCCCCCGAAAGAUGAUGGAACUUCUUCGGAUGCUAUGGAAUGCAAUGCGUGUGGAAGCCUUAAGCAAGAUGAGGAGAUUAGUGGUCAUGGACAAAAUGGGAUCUCUUUGGAUGGCUAGCUGCUCUUUCUUGCUGCUUUAUGUGAGUGGACAUAUCUUAUUUCUGUAUUGGCAUCUAUUUUUGCUUCAGGGUAACUCUGAAUGUGUUAUAUGAUCUAUCUUAAAUGCAUUUGCUAUGAACUCAACUGAAUGGUUUUGACCUU